AUGGAACUGGAAAACAACAAGGUCGCCCUUGGCACUUGUGAAGCCGCCAAAACCCAAGUGGAGGCUGAACUGACGACUUCAAAGGCCUCCAUCCAAUCGCUUGAGGAACAACUCCAGAAUCAGAAGGAGACCUCAGACAAGGAGUUGGAGACUUUGAAAGCUGCUUCUAGUUCGUUGCAGGCAUCAAAAACAGCCUUGGAAGCAGAACACAAGGAGCAGAAGGAUUUGGUAGCUUCACUUGAAGAACAACUCGAAAAGCAAAAGCAACUAACAGAUGCAGAGGCAGAAUCCAAGGCUGAUGUCGAAAGAAAACUUCAAGAAGCGCAGGCGUCAGAGCUGGCUUUGAGGAACAACCUUGAGGCAAAAAUGGCGAUAGAACCAGAGUCAAAGGCUGAUGUCUCGACUGACGUGGCUGAGAGGAAGUCAGACUCUGAAAAGAACCAGGAAAAGGAAACCUUGGAAAAGGAGUUGGAGGCGGUGAACGCUGCUUCCAGUUCUCUAGAAGCCUCGAAAGCGGCUCUGGAAGCGGAGCUAAAGGAGCAGAAAGAUUUGGUGGCGUCACUGGAAGAAAAGUUCCAAAAACAGCAGGAACUUACAGAUGUGGCGGCAGAAUCCAGGGCUGCCAUGGAAAAAAAACUUCAAGAAGCAGAGGCCUCAGAGACAAGCAUCAGAUCGGAGCUUGAAGCAGCCAAGACCUCCGCAUCUCAACAGACGGCUGCAAUGGAAGCAAAAUUGCAAGAAUUUGAAGCAUCCCACACUGCCCUCACCAGCGAGUUGCAGCGGUCCAGGGCAGCAGAAGCUGCCUCUGUGGAACUGAAUGGAGAAUUAAUGAACCAAAUGCAAGAUGCAGAUGAUCGGGCCUCAUCCCUGACCGUGGAGCUUAUUGCUGCUAAGGACAGCCUGCGCUCGUGCCAGAACUUUAAAAUCGCUUUAGAGGGCGGUUUGAUGGACUUCAAGGAGAGGCUACGACGCGUGCUUGAGCCAGAGGAGGGCGAUGCAUUUGCAGGACACUCGCGGCGCCAGUCCAUGGCAUCUUGGUGCCAAAGGCGACAGGAGUUUGACCCGUGGUUGGAGGUGAAGGAAGCAGUGGCCUCUUUGGAGAAGCAAAUGUCCAAGGAAGCAAAAGAUGUUGCUCUCCAAGACAUCACGGCAAUGAAAGCCGAGUUGGAUGAGAGGAGAGGCUACGUGUUAUCCCUCGAAGGGCAGGUGGAGCAACAGAAGCAAUCCAUCCAGGCACAUCAACAGACCUCUGCUGAAUUCGAGGCAAAGCUUCAGGAGGCCUCCGCAUCAAAGGUCGCACUCACGACCCAGCUGGAGGAUGCUUUGAAAGCAUGUCAAGAUUCCAAGACCGACCUCGAGGCUGGCCUUCGGAACAUUUUUGAGCGCGUGGUAGCAUUGGUCGAGAGCCAUCAGGUUGACUCUGAUCCGGAGCAAGGCGUUCGGAUCGGGUCACAUAGCCAGGUGAAGGCGUGCCGCGUCGCUCGAUCUGUGGUGAUGCUUCAAUCUGCAAACGUCGUCGGAGAGACGUGGGGAGCUCGGAUUGCCAUCCCAAGGCGAGGGAUUUGGAGGCUGGUGCUCUCGGCGGAAGGACGGUGCUGGGUGCUGGGAUGGUCCAAGAUGGUCGAAGUGUUCGGUGGUCUGGUUCCGCCUUUGUUUUUGAAGGUGCUUGCAGAUGCCUUUGAACAGAUGCAGCUGUCCAAGGAAUCACAGAAGAGAGCUCUUGAGGGCUUGACAGGAUUGAAGUCAGAGUUGGAAGAGAAGAAGAACCAUGUCCUGUCCCUCCAAGAGCAGAUGCAACAGCAGAAAGAGUUGCUGGAUGCACAUGAGGAAGGUGCGGCUGAAGUGCAGCUUAAGGAAACCUUGGCUUCCAAGGAAGCACUCGUUGCAGAGUUGGAGGAGCGCAAAGCAUCAGCAGCCGUGGCGGCGGAAUCCCAAGCUGAGCUAGCAAGGAAAGUCGCAGAGUCCGCAAAUGAAGUAGCGGCUCUGCGACAGGAACUUGCAACCGCCGAGGAUGCCUUGAGCUCAUGCCAAACAUCCAAGAGAGAAGUAGAGGAGGCGAAGUCUACUAUUGAAGCCAGGCUCCAGGAAGCAGAGGCAUCGCAGGCUUCUCUGACCGAAGAGUUGCAGGAGGCCAGGGCAACUGCGACAGCAUCCGAAACUUCGAAAACCGAGCUCAGCCAAAAAGUCUCGGAAGCCAAUGAGCGUAUGGCUGCUCUACAGAUACAAGUGACUACUUCCGAGGAUUCUUUGAGCUCCUGUCAAAGCUCGAAAACAGCGCUUGAGGCAGGCCUCCAGAACCUCCGGGAGAGAGUGGUGACGUUGGUGCGGAGCUACCAGGUUGAUGCAGAGGCGGAGCAAGGUGAAGGCGUGCCGCGGCGCUCGAUCUGUGGUGAUGCUUCAAUCUGCAAACGUCGUCGGAGAGACGGCGAGGGAUUUGGAGGCUGGUGCUCUCGGCGGAAGGAAGAAGCAGUUGAAGUGGCUGAAGUUGCAGCACAGUUAGAGGUGCUCGCAGAGACCUUGGCGCAGAUGCAGCGUGCGGAGGAAUCACAGAAGAGAGCUCUUGAGGGCUUGACAGGAUUGAAGUCAGAGUUGGAAGAGAAGAAGAACCAUGUCCUGUCCCUCCAAGAGCAGAUGCAACAACAGAAAGAGUUGCUGGAUGCACAUGAGGAAGGUGCGGCUGAAGUGCAGCUUAAGGAAACCUUGGCUUCCAAGGAAGCACUCGUUGCAGAGUUGGAGGAGCGCAAAGCAUCAGCAGCCGUGGCGGCGGAAUCCCAAGCUGAGCUAGCAAGGAAAGUCGCAGAGUCCGCAAAUGAAGUAGCGGCUCUGCGACAGGAACUUGCAACCGCCGAGGAUGCCUUGAGCUCAUGCCAAACAUCCAAGAGAGAAGUAGAGGAGGCGAAGUCUACUAUUGAAGCCAGGCUCCAGGAAGCAGAGGCAUCGCAGGCUUCUCUGACCGAAGAGUUGCAGGAGGCCAGGGCAACUGCGACAGCAUCCGAAACUUCGAAAACCGAGCUCAGCCAAAAAGUCUCGGAAGCCAAUGAGCGUGUGGCUGCUCUACAGAUACAAGUGACUACUUCCGAGGAUUCUUUGAGCUCCUGUCAAAGCUCGAAAACAGCGCUUGAGGCAGGCCUCCAGAACCUCCGGGAGAGAGUGGUGACGUUGGUGCGGAGCUACCAGGUUGAUGCAGAGGCGGAGCAAGGUGAAGGCGUGCCGCGGCGCUCGAUCUGUGGUGAUGCUUCAAUCUGCAAACGUCGUCGGAGAGACGGCGAGGGAUUUGGAGGCUGGUGCUCUCGGCGGAAGGAAGAAGCAGUUGAAGUGGCUGAAGUUGCAGCACAGUUAGAGGUGCUCGCAGAGACCUUGGCGCGGAUGCAGCGUGCGGAGGAAUCACAGAAGAGAGCUCUUGAGGGCUUGACAGGAUUGAAGUCAGAGUUGGAAGAGAAGAAGAACCAUGUCCUGUCCCUCCAAGAGCAGAUGCAACAGCAGAAAGAGUUGCUGGAUGCACAUGAGGAAGGUGCGGCUGAAGUGCAGCUUAAGGAAACCUUGGCUUCCAAGGAAGCACUCGUUGCAGAGUUGGAGGAGCGCAAAGCAUCAGCAGCCGUGGCGGCGGAAUCCCAAGCUGAGCUAGCAAGGAAAGUCGCAGAGUCCGCAAAUGAAGUAGCGGCUCUGCGACAGGAACUUGCAACCGCCGAGGAUGCCUUGAGCUCAUGCCAAACAUCCAAGAGAGAAGUAGAGGAGGCGAAGUCUACUAUUGAAGCCAGGCUCCAGGAAGCAGAGGCAUCGCAGGCUUCUCUGACCGAAGAGUUGCAGGAGGCCAGGGCAACUGCGACAGCAUCCGAAACUUCGAAAACCGAGCUCAGCCAAAAAGUCUCGGAAGCCAAUGAGCGUGUGGCUGCUCUACAGAUACAAGUGACUACUUCCGAGGAUUCUUUGAGCUCCUGUCAAAGCUCGAAAACAGCGCUUGAGGCAGGCCUCCAGAACCUCCGGGAGAGAGUGGUGACGUUGGUGCGGAGCUACCAGGUUGAUGCAGAGGCGGAGCAAGGUGAAGGCGUGCCGCGGCGCUCGAUCUGUGGUGAUGCUUCAAUCUGCAAACGUCGUCGGAGAGACGGCGAGGGAUUUGGAGGCUGGUGCUCUCGGCGGAAGGAAGAUGCAGUUGAAGUGGCUGAAGUUGCAGCACAGUUAGAGGUGCUCGCAGAGACCUUGGAGCGGAUGCAACGUGCGGAGGAUGCCUUGAGCUCAUGCCAAACAUCCAAGAGAGAAGUAGAGGAGGCGAAGUCUACUAUUGAAGCCAGGCUCCAGGAAGCAGAGGCAUCGCAGGCUUCUCUGACCGAAGAGUUGCAGGAGGCCAGGGCAACUGCGACAGCAUCCGAAACUUCGAAAACCGAGCUCAGCCAAAAAGUCUCGGAAGCCAAUGAGCGUGUGGCUGCUCUACAGAUACAAGUGACUACUUCCGAGGAUUCUUUGAGCUCCUGUCAAAGCUCGAAAACAGCGCUUGAGGCAGGCCUCCAGAACCUCCGGGAGAGAGUGGUGACGUUGGUGCGGAGCUACCAGGUUGAUGCAGAGGCGGAGCAAGGUGAAGGCGUGCCGCGGCGCUCGAUCUGUGGUGAUGCUUCAAUCUGCAAACGUCGUCGGAGAGACGGCGAGGGAUUUGGAGGCUGGUGCUCUCGGCGGAAGGAAGAUGCAGUUGAAGUGGCUGAAGUUGCAGCACAGUUAGAGGUGCUCGCAGAGACCUUGGAGCGGAUGCAUGCCAAGGCCAUGGCUCUCAGGGCUUCCGAGAUAGCGCCGCAACUUGAGGUGGCUUCCGCAGCCUCGGCUGAAGUUCCUGAGCGUCCGCAGGUGACACCAUUCAGUCCGCAGACAGAUGCCGAAGAUGGUGCAGAAGGCGAUGAGCGAUGAGUGCCCAGUUCUGGAAGUCAAGGACGCCGCUGAACUUUUGAACAGCUGUAAUUCAACAAGAAAAAGCUCCCUUCUCUUAGAAUUCUUAGAUGUUAGUCCUACCGGGUUCCGGUACGGUCCUUGAAAUCUCGCCACAAUGUGAAAA
Cladocopium goreaui is the source of this 5038-nucleotide messenger RNA. The record is from the annotation of a GenBank genome assembly. Lineage: Eukaryota; Dinophyceae; Suessiales; Symbiodiniaceae.